Mercenaria mercenaria is the source of this 2666-nucleotide messenger RNA. RefSeq names its product E3 ubiquitin-protein ligase TRIM22-like. The record is from RefSeq and is a predicted model, not a curated record. Bases 83 to 1162 code for a protein of 359 amino acids. The transcript is spliced from 3 exons. Lineage: Eukaryota; Metazoa; Mollusca; Bivalvia; Venerida; Veneridae. Gene Ontology annotation, molecular function: zinc ion binding.
UUUCGUUUUUCUAGUAUAAUGCAUUAUUAAAAUCGCUACUUUCGUUUUCCUAGUAUGAUACACAGGUAACCAAAGUUUGAAAAUGGCGUCAGGUGGAAAGUUUAGUAGUUCACAAAUCGACGCUUCUGACGAGUUACAUGAUUUCCCAUGUAAUCCUUGUGCAAAGGAUGGUAAAAAUACGGAGGCUUUGUUUCAGUGUAUUGACUGUAAAAUAUUUUACUGUCAAAGAUGUGUUUCAGGUCACAACAAAUUCACUGAAAACCACAACGUUGUUGACAAGUCUUCGAAACUAUUCGGACAACGUCAAAGACAACAGAGGUCAGUUUCUUCGAGUGAACUGCCGACAGAAUUAUGCGAGGAACAUCAUGGACAAGUGAUACAAAUGUUCUGUGGACAACAUAACAUGGUGUGCUGUACGAUAUGUAUUGCUGUGAAACAUAGAUCCUGUGAAGGCGUAGAAUAUAUCCCCAACAUUGCCAAAGGACUUUUGAAGAAACAGGACAAAGACAAAACUAAAACAUCUUUGGAGAAAGUUAAAGAUGAUUUGCAGAAUCUGAAGUCCAAAAUGCAAAAUGAAUUGAAGGAGCUGAAUGCCCAACGUGAUGGUAUACUUGAUGAUAUACAGAAGUUUAAGAAACGCCUUAUAGCCAAAAUUGAAGAGUUGGAGAGAAAAUCAAUAAAAGAGGUGCAGGACAAGCAUAAAGAGAUAACAGACGAAAUAACUUCCGGCAGCAAACUAGUCGAUGACAUGCUGAAAGAUAUUGAACAGCAACUCGACAAGCUUAAACAUGUGAAAAGAAACAAUGAAGCCCAGCUGUUUGUAGACAUUAAGGUGAGUGAAGAGAAGAGUUCAGCAGGAAGUAAUUGCGCCAGACAAUCUGCUGCCAGAAAGAUGAAAACUUUGGUAUUUGAGGUGAACAGAAGCAUAGAGACUUGUCUGAGUGAGGUACUCUCUAUUGGUAAACUAACACUUCGGACUGCAGAUGACGAUGUUGAUCCUAAGCAAAGUUUAUUAUAUAGAGGAACGAAACAUAGUGACAGUUUGCCUGGUAGUGGACAGACGAGACUUCAGGAUAGAGAUAAGACAUUUAAAUGUAAAAACUGUGGGAAAACUUUCCGGGGCCAGUUGGCGUUAUACGACCAUCAUUUUUUGGGGUGCUGAAAAUAACCAUGAUAUUUUAACAGACAUUCACAAGUAUAACGUUUAAAUGUUUAGACUAUUUCUAUCACUUGUCAUUUGCUCUUUCGAAGAUAAGUAGACUGAACUUUGACGAUAAAAGUGUAAAAAGGUUUCUGUUAAUCGCUACAGACUUGCAUUUGGGAAUAUUGCCACAACAGUGAUCUUUAUAUUGUUUUAAACAUGUACUAUAGCUUUCCAUGUGUUAAAUUAUGCUGGUAACUAACGAAGACUACUGAACAAAAAUAGAGUCCACGUUUUAUACAAACAUUACAUAACGAAUUUUAACAUCUCCGAUGGUUUAAUUCAAAGGAAAAUUGAAAAAAAAAAGAUACAUUAGGUAUUAUAUCAGCUGCAUGCAAAUACGACACCGCAUUAAUUUAUUGUGCGUCAUGUGUGUACAUUUUGCUGGCGUUUUGACUGGUGCGCAUGACAACAAGCACAUAAACUCUGUAAACCUACCUAGCAGAUUGUAACGGAUAAAGGAAGCGCUAAGAUCGCCAUUGUACAAAAUACUUCAUUGAUAUUUGUUAUUCAAAACAUUGGGGAUCAUUACGAAAAAUAGAUUGAUAGAUUUUCAAUGAAACUAAUCUAAAUAGAAGCUUUUUAAAGUUUGCUUGACGUCAGUUCCAAUAGUAUACGAGUGCACUUUACUGAACAUAUCCAUUCAGGCAAUGUAAUGCGUUCUUGCACACGAGACUGUUGCAAUUGCAACAUGAACUUCGCCUUGAUGUUUUUGACUGACAGGAAAAUUGAUAUCAGCGUUUCUGACUCGAUGAUUAAUAAUGCAACUCUUAAACUAGAUGAUAUUUACAACUAACAGCCUAACAGUAAUAAGCAGUUUUAUCUUUCAGGUUUAAAUGCCAUAGUUACAAUCCGAAUAUAUGUUUGCUUCGUUUUCAGUUUGGAGAAGUCCUUGCGUUCUUCGUUCUUUUCCUUUCAAGAACUUCGGUUUCCUGCUUAGAAUUUAGGCUUACGCAGCAGUGGAAACAUUUUUGAUAUGUGUAUGUAUGUAAGCUUAUUCAUAGUCGCCACCGGUAAUCAAUAUACACGACUCUUCCAGAAGACUGCUAGUAAUAUUAGUUGGAGGAUAGUGCAAGAUACAGAAGACGCUCUAAUUCCAGAAGCUUCCCUUUCGCGUGCCUGGUGUAAAGCACCCAUAAACGAGACUCUUAUUCCAAUGUCAGUUGUUUUUUAGUUGGAGGAGCGGGGGAGUCGGACUCGGACUCACGACUCUAGGUAACCACUGGGUCACUGCAUCUGCUCAUUUUUGUCAUAUAUUUCUCUAUAAUACUAUAAUGCUUUUGCCAUUGAAAGCCCAUCCGCUCGUUAUGAAUAUGCUAGAUAGCUAGACACCUGUCGGUCGAAAACACCAUGUUCCAUUAACGUAAAAACAAUUCAACAACAAUAAGUGGUUUAUCUGCCCGAACGUGUAGGCGAUCAGAUUAAAAGGACUUUGUUUUAAAAAGUGUGAAAAAUUAAAACUAGU